Messenger RNA from Pediculus humanus corporis (human body louse), 2100 nucleotides. Its product is annotated as glucose dehydrogenase precursor, putative. The record is from RefSeq and is a predicted model, not a curated record. The transcript is spliced from 9 exons. Bases 1 to 2100 code for a protein of 699 amino acids. Lineage: Eukaryota; Metazoa; Arthropoda; Insecta; Psocodea; Pediculidae. Gene Ontology annotation, molecular function: flavin adenine dinucleotide binding; oxidoreductase activity, acting on CH-OH group of donors.
AUGGCUUUUCUCGUGUCCGUCGUCGUGGCGGCCAUUAAAGCCUCCGUAUCUUUGCUCAGCGGUUCGAAAUUUCUCAUUUACAUUCCUACCAUGAUAGCGACUCUAGCUUAUUUCAAUUACGAAUUGUUCGAUCCGGAAAAUCGACCCGUAAUAGUGAAAAAUUUUUACAAGGAAUACGAUUUCGUCGUCGUCGGCGCCGGUGGAGCCGGAGCCGUUUUGGCCAACAGAUUGACCGAAAUCCCAAAUUGGUCCGUUCUCAUAUUAGAAGCCGGAGGCCACGAAACCGAAAUAUCCGACGUCCCCCUCCUUUCCCUCUAUCUUCACAAGAGCAGGUUGGAUUGGAGAUAUAGGACUCAACCGGGUAACACGGCUUGUCUAGCCAUGAAAGAUAGAAGAUGCUGUUGGACGAGAGGCAAGGUUCUCGGCGGAUCCACCGUUUUGAACACUAUGCUUUACAUAAGGGGAAACAGAAGAGAUUUCGAUCAGUGGGAAUCCCUCGGGAACACCGGUUGGGGAUACAAAGACGUUUUGCCUUAUUUCAUCAAAUCCGAAGAUCAGAGGAAUCCUUAUCUGGCACAAAAUACUCGUUAUCACGGAACCGGAGGGUAUUUAACCAUUCAAGACAGUCCCUACAAUACUCCGUUGGGUCUCGCGUAUUUGCAAGCCGGUCAAGAAAUGGGUUACGAACUCAGGGACGUCAAUGGGGAAUUUCAAACCGGAUUCGCUUUUUAUCAGUUCACUAUGAGAAGGGGAACCAGGUGUAGUACGGCAAAGGCAUUUUUAAGACCGGUGAGACUUCGAAAGAAUUUACACGUGUCAAUAUGGUCUCAGGCCACGAGAGUUUUGAUACAUCCGGAAACGAGGAGAGCCUACGGUGUGGAAUUUUUAAGGGAUGGACGAAAACACGUCGUGUACGCGAGAAAAGAAGUCAUUUUAUCAGCAGGUGCCAUCAACUCUCCUCAACUUCUCAUGUUGUCCGGAGUGGGACCAGCGAGAACUUUGCAAAAAUACGAUAUUCCCGUCAUACACGAUUCCCCCUACGUCGGACAAAAUUUACAGGAUCACAUAGCUGUCGGCGGUAUCGUGUUUUUAAUCGAUCAACCUUUCAGUUUGGUUUUCCGUCGACUCGUUAACCUUAACACGGCUUUGAGAUACGCCAUUUUCGAAGAUGGACCUCUCACGUCUAGCGUCGGCCUAGAAAGUGUCGGCUUUAUAACCACGAAAUACGGUAACCAAACGGACGAUUGGCCGGAUAUCGAAUUCAUGAUAACAUCUUCUGCCACGAAUUCUGACGGUGGAGACCAAGUGAAAAAAGCUCACGGACUCACCGAUAAAUUCUACGAAGAAAAUUUUGCCAGCAUUAAUUUCAGAGACGUUUUCGGAGUUUUCCCGAUGAUUUUGAGGCCCAAGAGUCGAGGUUACAUGACGAUACAGAGCAAAGACCCCCUUCGUUAUCCUCUCAUGUACCACAAUUACUUGACGCAUCCGGACGACGUGAGAGUUCUUAGAGAAGGAGUCAAGCAAGCCAUCGCUUUCGGACAAACUUCUUCCAUGAGAAGACUGGGUGCAAAGUUUCACCAAACUCCCGUGUACGGUUGUAGACACCUUCAACAAUUCACCGACGAGUAUUGGGAAUGUGUUAUAAGGCAAUACACCCUAACUAUUUAUCACAUGUCCGGAACGGCGAGAAUGGGUGCUCCCAACGAUCCGACGGCGGUCGUCGAUCCGAGAUUAAGAGUCUACGGAAUUAGCAAUUUGCGAGUCAUAGACGCUUCCAUAAUGCCACGAAUCACGAGUGGAAACAUUCAAGCUCCAGUUAUCAUGAUCGGAGAAAAAGGAGCGGAUUUAGUUAAAGAAGACUGGUUAUUUAAUUACAACAGAGCUAGAAGGUCGACGUACGACGAAAACAUCCAACACGAAAACGAGAAUAAUAAUAAUAAUAAUAAUAAAUCCGAAAGGGGAUCAUCGCCCGUGGGGGAAAAAACGGUUGGAAAACCCGAUUGUUCGUUCGAAGAAUACAUUUCGAACAUAACAAAAAUAUUGGGAAAACAAUUUUUAUUUCCAAAUUUCGAUUUCGAUAACGUCACCAAGUUAAGAUGA